Fusarium odoratissimum NRRL 54006 is the source of this 591-nucleotide messenger RNA. RefSeq lists its product as uncharacterized. The transcript has a single exon. NCBI's taxonomy places the organism in Eukaryota, Fungi, Ascomycota, Sordariomycetes, Hypocreales, Nectriaceae. The coding region runs from base 1 to 591 and encodes 196 amino acids. The record is from RefSeq and is a predicted model, not a curated record.
AUGUAUACCUCCAUCAUCCUCCUCCUCACCGCUUUCAGCGCUCAUGCCGCUGCUCAAACCCUGACCCCAACAGCAGCACCAACCAUAACCACUUCACGCCCAUCUCUCACGUUGCCAUCAUGCUGGGCGCUCGAAGACUCUCUGUCAAUGACCGGCGCCCCCGCACCUCCGAUGGACAUGUCCGAACUGGGCGUAUCCUUUGCCCUCGGGAGUCUCUACAACACCCAAGACCCUUGCAAACUUCCUGUCAUUACUGGAUCGUCAGCUGAGGAAUUCUCGGAGUGGGCUUCUGAAUGGACAAGCUGGCAGGCGGAGCAUGUUUCCGAAUAUCGCGUAGUAUGGGAGGCGUGCAGUGAUGACCCUGCUAUCACUGAUCUUGUGCCAGUUGGACCAGAUGCAUGCAGUACUCUGAAAGCUAAAAUUACAGGUACUUCUGCUGCAAAUGAGGAUAAAGACGAAGAUAGAGAGAAGGAAGAGGGCAGGAAAGAUGAUAAGCCGGAGGCUGUAGAUGGUUCCCCGGGUUCUCGUAUGACAGCGUCUUUAGCUGUUGCUUUGAUGGCUGGUGGUGUGCUGGUUGCAGGAUUAUGGUGA